Molecule: messenger RNA, 2693 nt
Organism: Liolophura sinensis
Lineage: Eukaryota; Metazoa; Mollusca; Polyplacophora; Chitonida; Chitonidae
Product: methionyl-tRNA formyltransferase, mitochondrial-like
Exons: 11
Coding region: 534-1763 (409 amino acids)
Biological process (GO): conversion of methionyl-tRNA to N-formyl-methionyl-tRNA; biosynthetic process
Cellular component (GO): mitochondrion
Molecular function (GO): methionyl-tRNA formyltransferase activity
Source: RefSeq, a predicted model, not a curated record
UUUAACAGGACAUUUAACGUUUGAAUGUAACUGGGUUUAACAGGACAUUUGACAUUUAAAUGUAACUGUUUAGUUCAAUAACCCUGGCAAAGCUUAAAAGUUAGCGCUGACGUUCACGUUUCACGACUUCUCACAUAACUAUAUAUUUUUAUACACUCACCAUAAACGAUACGUGUUUGUGACACGGUGUAUAAAUACGCACUACAACGAUACAUGCUAACAGGUCAAGGCUCCAUUGACAACAGUUUUAGAACUCGCAGAUACCACUAGUUACUAAUCAUUGGUCAGGAUUUUAAAACGUCCGGAGUCUAUGCAGAUGAAAUGGCUGGCCGUACAAGGCAUAUGUUGAACAUGUAGGGAAACCAUUGUCUAUAAAAGCCAACAUAGGCCUGAACCUCAGUCAUAUUGCCUUUGAACGCAAGAUUACUGUAAAUGCAACAACGGUGAUAUAAAAAAGGUCUUUGAAGUGAAGUUUUCCUUUGCUGUAAGACACUGAGGAAGACUGUUGAGUUCGCGUAGGUGUACUUGAAGUAAUGGUUAUGAGACUAAGGUUUGAGAAGAGACUCAGAACGCUUCAAAGCUCAGUGCAACUUUGUGGUGUAUGUUGCAAUAAGCUUACAACUAAACACCUGUUUUCAAGGAUUUCUCUUAGCCAGGGGGGAAGGAGAAGAUGUCUUGUCAUCCAUAUUGGAAAUAUCUCAUCAUCACAAAAAAAUUUCCCAGCAUCACAAGAAAAUGGUGUUGACAGAAAAUUUCCAAAUGUGAAGGCAGAAAGACAAAAACCACCGUGGCGAAUACUUUUCUUUGGAACGGAUGAUUUUUCUCUGCACACUCUCAAGGUGCUACAUUCAAACAGACAACAGCUGGACUACAAGUUGGUGGAUACUCUUGAAGUUGUCACUAAGCAGAAGUGUUCUGUGAGAAGGUUUGCCGAGGUAACUGGUUUGGUGACCCACGAUUGGCCGAUAUCCAUCACUCCCGAGAAGUUUGACGUGGGUGUCCUGGUGUCAUUUGGGAAGCUCAUUCCAAGCAAAGUUAUCAACAAGUUUGCAUAUGGAAUCCUGAACAUCCACCCAAGCCUGUUGCCCCGCUGGAGAGGAGCAGCCCCUAUACCCCACACCGUGCUGAAUGGAGACCAGGAGACUGGGGUGUCCAUCAUGCAGAUACUCCCUACCAGGUUUGAUCAGGGACCCAUUGUAAAACAAGUCAAGCUUCCAGUUCCUCCUGGGUGCACUACGCUUGAGUUGGCUCAGGGAUUGGGAGAAAAGGGUAGUCAAAUGAUUUUAGAGGUGCUGUCAGAUCUGGUGAGCCACUUAGACAACAGGGUACAGCAAAGCACUGAAGGCGUGACAUUAGCUCACAAGUUGAGUCGGACCAUGGCUUACAUCAACUGGGAAAGUCAGACAUGUCAGCAAAUUGACCAGCAGUACAGAGCCUUACAUGAACUGUUACCACUGAGAACAGAAUGGAAUGGAAAAGCUGUAAAACUCCUUGACAUGAUUAUCACAGAGGAUGACGUGGAGACUGCUGCAGAAGUGUUUUUCAAAACAAAGCACUUUUCACCAGGGCAACCAUUUUACAGAAAAAAAUCAAACAAACUGUACAUUAGGUGUAAGGAUGGCUGGGUUGGAUUUAAGAGUCUUAUCCUUAAGAAGCCAAUGACAGCCCAGGAUUUUGACUGCGGUUAUUUAUCAAAAACUUUGACCUACCCAGACAUGAAAUUUACCAGUGUUAAGAAUGGACUCUUCCAAAAAGACAGCUGACUAAACAUAAAUUUAAGUAUUUAUGUCAAAUUAAAUCCUUGCUAUAAAGAUUGCUUGUAAAGUGUUAUGAACGAACAAUGCGCAGAUUUUAGGGGAUUUGAGAUGACAUGCCUCUAGUGUCUUUUUUUUUUUUCUGUCUGUUCGCAGGUGCACUUUUGGCUUGUCUCAGCAAUUUACAAUGUACUAAUAUAUCAUAUCAGUUAGGGCAUGUGGGUCUGACAGCAGCCUGCGGAUGGUCAUGCUUUUCCGAUUGGUUAUGCCUGGUUUCCUCUCACCAUAAUGCUGGCUUGGCCAAUAAAGCAAAUAUUCUCAAGUAGCAAAAGGUGAAUGUUGUGUUGCUAUAUAGCCAGCAUGUUAUUAGAGAACCGAAUAACUGAUGUCAUUCUAGUUUAAUUUUUUUAAUCGAUCAUAUGUUCGGCUGUACAUGGGAAGAUCUGCCGGCGGCCUGCGGAUGGUCAUGGGUUUCCCAUGGGCUGUGCCCAGUUUUUUCUCCCACCAUAAUGCUGGCCGCCGUCGUACAAGUGAAAUAUUCUUGAGUAGUGCGUAAAACACCAAUCAAAUAAAUAAAUAAAUUGAUCGAUGAUAUGUACAAAUCAAUGCGUAUAUGGAGUAUAGAUAACGGGAGAACCCGAUAAAUCAAGCGUAGAAAGCAUCUCUAUGUAUAUUUCCACUCAGGAUCAGUGGUCAGUCUCGUACCUAACUCCUGGGGUACAUGCCAUGUAAUGUGAAAUCCUUCAUAGUAGCAAAUUAUCUUCAAAUAUGAUGGGACUGACUAAAAUCCAAGUAAAUGUAGGUGCUGCGUAAAAUUUUUGUUCCAAGGCAUGAUUUCGCCUUGAAUGAAUUUAGUUGCCCUACUCCAUGAGACAAUGUUUGUACCACGCCCACUUUGUUAUGUUUCCUUCAUGGAAUAUAUUUUAAUAAAAAAAAAUU